Penaeus monodon (black tiger shrimp) is the source of this 732-nucleotide messenger RNA. RefSeq names its product serine/arginine-rich splicing factor SR45-like. The transcript is spliced from 6 exons. The record is from RefSeq and is a predicted model, not a curated record. Bases 73 to 699 code for a protein of 208 amino acids. NCBI's taxonomy places the organism in Eukaryota, Metazoa, Arthropoda, Malacostraca, Decapoda, Penaeidae.
CAAACAUCAAAAAAAUUCUGGAGUUUAAAUCGGACCGGGAUCCUUUUGGUUCCAUGACAUACUGGCAUACUCAUGGCCCCCAAAAAGAAACCAGGGCCACAGUCCUCGAAAAAGAAGUCACCACCUAAGAAGCCUGGAGGUAUCUCUGUGCGGCUUUCUCCAAGAUCCCCACAUAUUAGAAGAAAGUUGCCCAAAAGGUCCCACCCUUUUUCAUCACCCAAGCCAACAGUACCAUCCAAAAAGAAAAGUCCAGAUGUGGAGAAAACACCAAAAACAGAUGUUAAAAGACAGUCAAGUGGUGGCCCAAGCCAGGCUUCUAGUUCAACACCAGUCACCCCAAGGUCAGCUGGGAGAUAUGAGCUGAGAAAUGUAACACCAGCCAGUUAUUCAGCCGUAAGAAGGCGUACAUCAGUGUUUACGCCAGGACGGGCCACUUUAAAAACUCCUUCCAGAACGCCUUUUAGAACACCCAAAAUAAAAUCAUUUGGCGUUAAACCUCCACCUGAUAUUUCUCAAGCUUCUAGAUUACAUAAGGAAGACGCUGCAUUAUGGAAGGAUCAGUUAAAAUUGCUCAUCAACAGGCAGCUCAGUAUAUGCAAUCUGAGCAGUGUACAUAAUUUUAGAUAUAAUUUCAAGAAUCUGCGCAAGCAGUAUGAGGGUACUCUUAAAAGGAUGAUCGAGGAUGUGUUUGCCUCUUAAAUGUUUACUGUAACCUUAUCCCAUUCUUUUUUU